Acipenser ruthenus (sterlet) is the source of this 1432-nucleotide messenger RNA. RefSeq names its product cerberus-like. The coding region runs from base 300 to 938 and encodes 212 amino acids. Gene Ontology annotation, biological process: signal transduction involved in regulation of gene expression; determination of heart left/right asymmetry. Gene Ontology annotation, molecular function: morphogen activity. NCBI's taxonomy places the organism in Eukaryota, Metazoa, Chordata, Actinopteri, Acipenseriformes, Acipenseridae. The record is from RefSeq and is a predicted model, not a curated record. The transcript is spliced from 2 exons.
CAUACUCGACUUGCUACAGCCAAGUUGACAAGACAACAAGACAACAACAACGACAGAAUAUCCUGCAAAGAAACAUGUUUUUGAUGUUACUUCGUUUGCUGGUGAUCAGCGUUCUAACCAGAUCAGGAAGUCACGUGUGGACAUUACACAAUCACCACAGGCGGAAGGUAACUGGUUCAGAUUUUGAAAACUGACUCCGGCAGGCUAGAUCUUCUGGUGGUCUGACAGCAGUGGAUUUCUCCGAUAGGAGCAGGGACGAAGACUCCGAGUUGAAACUGAAACAUGCGAUCGAAGCACUCAUGAACCAAACACAGAAAAAUAAUGAAGACAGCAGGCACGCUUUCGGGAGGAUCCCGUUAUCUGGAUCUCAGUCCCAGGAACUCGGUUUCGGCGGUGGUCCUCCCGGUCGUGGAAUGCUGGAAACCAUGAGUCACGCAGCGACCACCAGCAUCAUGGCCGGUGCCAGAUCAACACCACCAGACAGUUUUAAGAGACCGUCGCAACCUCCUCCUUUAAAACAUGCCAAACAAUUCUGGAACCACUUCGCGUUCAGGAGAAGGUCAGACUCCCAAGAAACGAUUGUGCCUAUCAAAACCACAGCGGUUCAGCAGCAAACUUGUAGGGCGUUGCCAUUUUUACAGAGUGUGGUCCAUGAGAACUGCGAGAAGGUAGUGCUGAAGAACAACCUGUGUUUCGGGAGGUGCAGCUCUGUCCACGUUCCUGGAAACGAAGGCCGUACGUACACCAUCUGCUCGUACUGCGUCCCCACCAACUUCACCACGAAGACAGUGGAACUGAAGUGCAAGGGUUCCGUCAGCGUCACCAAGCUGGUCAUGCUGGUGGAAGAGUGCCAGUGCGAGGCGCAGAAAGGCCGGCCCCCGCAGCUGGGGCCCUUCUUAUUGGACUCGAGUUUAGGCAUCUUCACCAACCAAGCAUAAGUGGAUUAUCAGCAGAACCUGAACCUAUACAGAACGUAUAUUUGGUUUGUAACAUUGCAGUUCAACUACUGUGCCUAAGUGUGCUGUUGUACUGUAGGGAAUAGAUACUAAACAAUGUAAGCACAAUUAUGAACAUGGUUUCAGAUGUUGCAUUGAAAUGAAUUGUAAACUAAGCAUUUCAGUGCCUUGCUAGCCAUUGGUCUUUUUUAUAUUGAUAUUAUGCAAAUGUUAUUAUUGUAGAUACUAUACACACUUCACUUUCUGUACCCACUGUACUUAAAACUGAAUUACAAAUAGUUACUUAUUUUCACAUUUGCAAUAUCUGUCAACUUAUGUUCAUACUACCACUGUUUGCAUUUUAGACCACUACAAAAAAAUAAAUACGUAUGUAUUGUACAUGUAAACUGUAUGCAUACUAAUGACAAAAAUAUGUACUGCUGAAUUUGAAAUAAAAACAUGGAAUCACUGACAAAAAGAGAACUGUGGAUCUUCAC